AUCUCCUAUUUUUUCGGCGGUAUAAAUGAACAGACUUGGGCGUAGCGCUGACACAAACCCAGGCGUGGCUGCGGUACAGCAGGUGCUCUGCCGAACGAUAGUCCAUCUCAUAAAAGAAUAACUUCUGAAUAGUCUUUUUACAUAAUACAGCCAGUAUGCCCAAGUGCCCUAAAUGCAACAAGGAGGUGUACUUUGCGGAGAGGGUGAGCUCAUUGGGAAAGGACUGGCACCGUCCAUGUCUGAAGUGUGAGAAGUGCAGUAAGACGCUAUCGGCCGGCAUGCACGCUGAGCAUGAUGGGAAACCUUACUGCAGUAAUCCCUGCUACUCGGCUCUCUUUGGUCCUAAAGGCUUUGGACGUGGGGGCACUGAGAGUCACACAUUCAAGUAGUGAGGUUAUAACACUCUAGAAGAGUUGCUUUAAAGAAGGAAGAAGCCACCGUACAAGAAACUUUAUCCCCGUGUUUUUACACCAAAACAUCAACAAAAUAUUUCUUUAUUGCAAUUGGCUUUGUUCCUCAUUCAUUCCUUUUAACUAACAAAGCUGGCUUUAAUUGUGCCCACUCAAUUCUUGCAAAUAUUUUGAAGGGUAUUAUAACAAUUACUUAAUUUUUUUGUGUCCAAAUAAAAAUAUUUGGCGAUAAA
Brienomyrus brachyistius is the source of this 643-nucleotide messenger RNA. It is a transcript of the gene crip1, whose product is annotated as cysteine-rich protein 1. Gene Ontology annotation, biological process: intrinsic apoptotic signaling pathway in response to DNA damage; regulation of gene expression. The transcript has 5 exons. Gene Ontology annotation, molecular function: zinc ion binding. The coding region runs from base 156 to 389 and encodes 77 amino acids. Lineage: Eukaryota; Metazoa; Chordata; Actinopteri; Osteoglossiformes; Mormyridae. The record is from RefSeq and is a predicted model, not a curated record.